Messenger RNA from Rotaria socialis, 276 nucleotides. Lineage: Eukaryota; Metazoa; Rotifera; Eurotatoria; Philodinida; Philodinidae. The record is from the annotation of a GenBank genome assembly.
AUGUUUUUAGUUAAAAUUCAUCAACCAAAACAAAACAUCGGAAAACAACGAACAAAUUUACUAUCUAAAUCAUCGACUAGAGCUUCAUCUAAACACGAAUCAACAACUAAAAAGCAUAAUCUUCCAAAACGAGACAGAACCUCAUCGCUACUAGCAUUACAAGCAUUGGCUAUGAAAAUAGCUGCAUAUAAAGAAAAAUAUGGUGAUAUUGAAACACAACAGUCAUCAAUAGUAAAACCUGCUAGAAUACAAAAGAAAAAAAAAGAAAAUCGAUAA